GUAGAAGAAACAUCGGUGGCCGACUGUACUGGGUUUUGAAAAUCAGUGCGAGCUUCGACUUUCGGUGCUAACUAGGAUUUUCCGGCCGACCAGGGGAUCAACCUUGUCGCGAUGUCAAUCUUACCUGAAAAUUUUGAUCAUAGCAAUAACAUUCAUCCUAUUGAAUUCCUUACCCCUGGCAUGAAACAAUUGGAAGUUUCUCCUUCCUCUACUUCAAUAGAAAGCUCAAACACAAGUAGCAAUGCUGAUGGUGUGCAGGUUACGUGUUUCAGUGAGGUCAUUGAUGGAGUCUCCCUUCAUUUUCAGAUCAUUUUUCUGCAUAAACAGAUUUUUGCAUGGGUUGGUUGCAGUUCUGCUAAACUUGGCCAUUUAUAUGCAGCAGCACCCACUCGACCUAACAAUACAGUAAGUAUGACUAGCAUUAUUGGAGGAGCUUCUGAUAAUACAGGAUCUGGGAUUGCUCGCAGAUUAGUUUUGAAGACUGGUAUGAACAUAAUAUUAGCUUGUAAUCUUCCGAAGAACAGCCCAAUGCUUGAGGCCAGCGCAGAGAAGCUGCUUAAACAGAAGAUCAUGGAAUUGGGGUAUACCCAAAACAAAUCUAAAGUAUUAGUAGCUUAAUUAUGCAUGCAUGUAGCUCAAUUCUUACUAUUUAAUGGUUUGUGAACAGUUUAUCGACUCCAGCCUCUUGAGCAUUUUCUUUAUCUUCUAGCCCUGUAAACUUUGUAUUUGAGUUAGAUCAUUUAUCUUUCAGGGAAAUAUUUGGCCUUGUAAAAUAUGUUUCUCAAAAUAUAUGAAUGCACUUCAUUCGUGUAUGUAAC
Impatiens glandulifera is the source of this 818-nucleotide messenger RNA. Its product is annotated as proteasome assembly chaperone 4. The record is from RefSeq and is a predicted model, not a curated record. The transcript has 6 exons. Gene Ontology annotation, biological process: proteasome assembly. Lineage: Eukaryota; Viridiplantae; Streptophyta; Magnoliopsida; Ericales; Balsaminaceae. The coding region runs from base 112 to 618 and encodes 168 amino acids.